UAGAAAAAGUUAAAAUAGGACAAAAAGGUGAUAACAAAAAUAAAGACAAUUGUGGGAUAUUAGAAAAGAUAGUAAAGGUAAAUAAAAAGUUUGCAAAAGCAUCAAUUAGACUUAAUUAUGUUUCUGGUAUUGAAAUUGAUAUUGAUAGUGUUAAGAUAGUUCAAGAAUUUUAUGUGAAGCAUGAACUGGUUUCUAAUGUAGUUCUUGGUAUGUCAUGGAUCGUGAAAACAAGAUGUGAUUUCAAGUGGAAGGAUAGAAAAUAUUGUUGUAUGAUUCAAUCUAAUAAUGAUGAAACCAUGUUUGUGAUCUUAGAAGAAUUUGAAAUUUAUAAAAAUAUUGUAGAUAAAGAUUAUAGGAUAAAAGAGAAUGAUGAUGAAAAGAAAGUGAUAUUACAGAUAUUAGGUGUAUAUUAA
Racocetra persica is the source of this 413-nucleotide messenger RNA. The record is from the annotation of a GenBank genome assembly. Lineage: Eukaryota; Fungi; Glomeromycota; Glomeromycetes; Diversisporales; Gigasporaceae.